UUCACCGGGUUAGCCAGGAUGGUCGAAGAGAGCAGUUUGAAAUGGGGUGCUGGUGCCUGAGGAAAAGCACAAGUUGAAGCGUGAGAGUGAGCUGAGAAGGUGAAGGAAAGUUCUGGAAGAGGUUAGGGGAUGGUAGUGGUGGUUGGAGGUCUAUGCCAGGUGAAAGAAUACCUUGCCAUGCCAGAUUCUAUGGUGUCCUUCUUCCAGCCCACCUCUCUCUGCUCCUGCCUUUUGCGCAACUCAUUCUGGGGUCCCUGUGUCUAGAAGCACCUUUUCUCUCCCUACCUAUGGGUUGUGAUGGUAAUAGAGCAGCCUGCGGGCUUCUUAGAGAUAUGGACCGGGCAAGACAGAAUUAUAGAUGCAGCUGUCUGAUGUGGGGUGGUCAGGAAGGGGAGGUGAAGAAAGGGUAGUCGUCCUGGGGGCUUCAAGCCAAAGAGUCCUUUCCCCGGUGGGGUAAGGUGGGGAAGUCUCCGACUUACUGGAAGACACAGUAGUCACUCUGAGCAUUGUCUUUCUUGAAAUUGAGCCAGCCACGUGCUAUCCAUUCCCUUACGUAGUGGAAACUCUCCUUGCAUUUACUCCCAAGUAAUCACCUCGGCCUUGUCACAUGCCUUUAGAUUUCAGAUUGAAAAUUCAAGAGAGCAUUUCAAAAUUAGAAAGUUUUAAAAAUCCAGGUGGGGAAAAUGGAUCUGACUAAACAGGAGAGAAAUUUCUUCCUCUUUCCCUAAUCUACAUGCUUCUGUGGAUAUAGAAAGGGGCACCCCCAGCCCCAGCAGGGGAGCCAGGCAUCCAUUUACUUAAGUAAAGUUGGCGGUGGUAAGGGGUUAGAAUAAAAUUCUCCGGAGAUGCAGAGAAGAAAUGAAUUCCAGCUGAGAGACCUGGCCGAUGCAUGGGAUUUGUCUUCAAGAUCCAGGCAGAGGGGAUGGCAGAUGCCAAAUUGCAGAAGUUGAAGAGGGCCUGGUUUGGUUGGUCUGUAAAGUAGGGCCACUUCCAGCAACCCAGUCUCCUGCCAUGUCCGACCCCAUCACGCUGAACGUUGGGGGGAAGCUCUAUACAACCUCAUUGGCAACUCUGACCAGCUUCCCGGACUCCAUGCUAGGCGCCAUGUUCAGCGGGAAGAUGCCCACCAAGAGGGACAGCCAGGGCAACUGCUUCAUUGACCGUGACGGCAAAGUGUUCCGCUAUAUCCUCAACUUCCUGCGGACCUCCCACCUUGACCUACCUGAGGACUUCCAGGAGAUGGGCCUGCUCCGCAGGGAGGCUGACUUCUACCAGGUGCAGCCCCUGAUUGAGGCUCUGCAGGAGAAGGAAGUGGAGCUCUCCAAGGCCGAGAAGAAUGCCAUGCUCAACAUCACACUGAACCAGCAUGUGCAGACGGUCCACUUCACUGUGCGCGAGGCGCCCCAGAUCUACAGCCUCUCCUCCUCCAGCAUGGAGGUCUUCAAUGCCAACAUCUUCAGCACCUCCUGCCUCUUCCUCAAACUCCUUGGCUCUAAGCUCUACUACUGCUCCAAUGGCAAUCUCUCCUCCAUCACCAGCCACUUGCAGGACCCCAACCACCUGACUCUGGACUGGGUGGCCAAUGUGGAGGGCCUGCCAGAGGAGGAGUACACCAAGCAGAACCUCAAGAGGCUCUGGGUGGUGCCUGCCAACAAGCAGAUCAACAGCUUCCAGGUCUUCGUGGAGGAGGUACUGAAAAUCGCUCUGAGCGAUGGCUUCUGCAUUGAUUCUUCUCACCCACAUGCUCUGGAUUUUAUGAACAAUAAGAUUAUUCGAUUAAUACGGUACAGGUAAAAGGACCCCAAUAGCAUUGGAGACGGGAAGUCCCAAGAAGCUCAUGUCAGCCAGGUCUUGGAGGGCAUCUCGCCAGUGGUGCGAGGCAGGGGACUGUACUAAUCUGUAUUAAUUGUGUAGCAGGACUUGAUUCCCCCCAUGAUGAAGUCCACCUUUUGGAAUCCAUUGUCCUCUGAACAGAACCACCUUUUUUCUUGCCAUUUUGAGCUGCAGAUGGGCUAUUGUGACAAGUGAAGAGUCAGCUGAUGUGUACUAAAGGAGGCCACAGGAGGAUUUUCCAGCCAGGACAAAGGAGUGGCAGCUUUCUCCUGGGCUCCACCCGUCUGUACCACUAGCCAGUGCCGUAUUUAUCCAUCUGCAAGAAGGCCCUGCUGGAGAGGAUGGGAUAAGAACAAGAGGCUACCUCCAGUUAACCAGGACAUAAAGUCCCCAGCAGUUCCUGUCACACCUGCUCCUCCCUCCCUAGGGUGCAUCCAUAAUUGUGGAUGUUUGCCCGGGGUGACCGUGUUUGGCUGGCUUGGAAUGCCAUGCAUUCUCAGAGCCCUGUUAGUGUCCCCUCCUGGGGGGCAGAGAUGAGGUGUGGCAAGGUCUAGAGGAAUGAGUGUCCAGGCAGGGUUCAGAAGGUAGGAAUGUGCCUCUUGAUGGGGCUGAAUCAAGGGAUUCCUGGCUUCAGAAAGGGUCUGCUAUCUCUGCAAAGAUGUGCAAGAGUCUGGAGCUAGUGUAAUGAAAGGCGCUUCCAAUUCCAGUCUGUUGCCUGACUUUUGUCAUUGUUUUCCCAAAAAUUUGAGGUAUCAUUGAAACAGGUCAUUUUAAACAAAUAUAUUAUGGAUUCUCAGGGUUAGAAAUAAUUCGAUGAUUGCUUAGUCUUCCCCCACCCCUAGAACACCCCAGCACAUCUGAGGAUGGGCGCUUCUCCCUGGGUACCAGCAAGUGAUCACCUUGGCCUGCUUGCGUACCUCAGCUCAUAGGUAGCGCGCCAUCCCCAAGGCAGCUCCUGCCAUGUUUGGACGGUGCUGUUAGACAGUUCUUCCCUAUAUUGAGCCAAAAUCUGUUCUGCCACUUGCUGGAUCUUGGUGGCAGACCUUCGCUUUCACCCAGUUACAUAUCUUUGCUUUCAAAAUAGUCACCUUGAGAGGCCAGAAAUUUUUCUGACAACAUUAUUACUCAGAAUUCAGAUUCCCCUCUGGGAUCUGUCUUCAGAAUCAAAGUUAGCUGUUUUCAGUCCCUGUAAGUCAGUCCCCUUUUGUUAUAGCUUCAUCUCGUUUGUAACCCCCACUUCACCCACCUUCCCCACAAGCUAUGGCUCCAUAUGCCUUUUGACCAUUUUCUGUUGGAAGAGGAAGAUUCGCGGCCCCUGAGGAGAUCCAGAGGAAAGAGACAGGGUCUCCAAGCGUGCUGCUCAGCAAGGAGCCCAGGAGUGGUGUGGACCAUAAUAGCGCCCUUAGGGUAAAUGUGCGGCCCUAAGACCCUGCCCUCAGGAAGGCGGCCUUCCCCUGCAGUCCUGUGUCCUACCCCUGGGUCUCUGUGGGGGGCCAUCCAGGGCAAGCAACCCAAGCACUGCUUCCCACCGGGUGAUGAGCUGUGCAGGCCUCCAAACUGCACGUCAUGAUUCAUCCCUAAAGUGAGUUUGGCCUUGAGAGUCCCAGGGUCCUCCCCCCUGGGCAGGGGUCCUCAGACAAAGCCAAGGAAGCCCGGUGACACGGGCACCCAUGGGAGAUGGGAGAUCUAUGGGAAGGGGCUUCCCAUAGAUAAGCCCUGUGAGUAGGGAGCUUGUACACUGGGCCAUGGGCAGAGCCAAUUCCCUUGAGCAGUAAAGGCCCUUUCCCCCCUACAGUGGGACCCAGGAGUCUCUCUGACAGCUUUUCUGCCAGACGCAGUGGCUCAUGCCUGUAAUCCCAACACUCGGGAGGCUGAGGCGGGAAGAUCACCUGAGGUCAGGAGUUCAAGGCCUGGCCAACAUAGUGAAACCCCACCUCUGCUAAAAAUACAAAAAGUAGCUGGGCAUGGUGGCAGGCGCCUAUAACCCCAGCUAUUUGGGAGGCUGAUGCAGGAGAAUCUCUUGAACCCAGAUAGCAGAGGUCGCAGUGAGCUGAGAGUGUGCCAUUGCACUCCAGCCUGGACGGCAGAAUGAGACUCCAUCCCAAAAACAAACAGCUGUCCCAGGCCAAGAGUAUUAGGGAAAGCCCCUCAUGGAGAACCCAGUUUAGACCAAGUAGCAAAAGCUGUGGUCACAACAAAACAAUGUGAGGAAGAAAUCUUACAAAUCACCACUGCCCUUUUUCCUUUUCCAUAAAACUGUCCAUCUUUUCGGUGCUCCCUAAUCCAAGCAGCUUGACUUUAGAGAAAUUGCAGAAGCAUUGAAGCCACUAACAUGCUGUGUGACUUUAUGUAAGUCACUCACCUCACUGAGCCACCUCCAUUUCUUCAUCUGUGAAAUGGGCAUAACAGUAAUACAUAACCCUACCUACCUCACAGGGCUGUUGUGAGGAUCAAAUGAAAUAAUGUACGUGAGAAUACAGUAUAAAUGAUAAAGGACUGUUA
Molecule: messenger RNA, 4335 nt
Organism: Piliocolobus tephrosceles (Ugandan red Colobus)
Lineage: Eukaryota; Metazoa; Chordata; Mammalia; Primates; Cercopithecidae
Gene: KCTD21
Product: potassium channel tetramerization domain containing 21
Exons: 2
Coding region: 886-1794 (302 amino acids)
Biological process (GO): ubiquitin-dependent protein catabolic process; protein homooligomerization
Molecular function (GO): histone deacetylase binding; cullin family protein binding
Source: RefSeq, a predicted model, not a curated record